This is a messenger RNA of Xenopus tropicalis (tropical clawed frog), 3068 nucleotides long. It is a transcript of the gene dtx4, whose product is annotated as deltex 4, E3 ubiquitin ligase. The record is from RefSeq and is a predicted model, not a curated record. The coding region runs from base 454 to 2955 and encodes 833 amino acids. Gene Ontology annotation, biological process: Notch signaling pathway; protein ubiquitination. Gene Ontology annotation, cellular component: cytoplasm. Gene Ontology annotation, molecular function: zinc ion binding; ubiquitin protein ligase activity. Lineage: Eukaryota; Metazoa; Chordata; Amphibia; Anura; Pipidae. The transcript is spliced from 9 exons.
CCCCCACUCCUUGUAGAGUAUAAUAGAAUGUUUAACAGUCAGCAGCCUGUGGCACAGAAGACACUAUACAAAUGACUGUCUCUGAGACAAGAGAGAAGACUUUUAAGGCAGACAGUGUGAGAAACAAAUUAAGAAUAUAUCAAAUAGUUUUAGCACUAGACCUGGAAAUUCUGGUCUAGAGAACAAAGUCUGGAAAGCAAUCUGAAUUACAGAAAAAAAAACCUUGCAAGCAGAUGAGAGAGAUCUGUGCAUAAACAGAAUAUGGAUCGGCCUGUCACCUUGUCUGGCAUACUCUACUGGUUUGACUGCAGAAAGCUCUCUUAACUGUAAAGUUCCAUAUGGCAAGAGGGCAUAAAAAUACCUUUCCUUAGUUUAUCUAGUAGACCCUAGGGUUUUACAAAAAGGAAUCUCUUUAGUUUACAUGCCCUUUGUGGGAUAGCUGCCAGAACGACGAUGUUGGACCAGAGAACAGUUGUGGUUUGGGAAUGGCAGGAUGCAGCAUUUUGGAAACCUUACAGCCCACAGGUUACCUGCUAUGUGGAGAAGGUGAUACAUGAGACUCCGCGUGCAAGUUCUGUUAGUCUAGGGGAAGCAGAUCCAAGUUUGACCUCCUACAUCUUGGACCUCAUUUCUAUGAACCAGUUUAGAUUGGAUACUGGCAUUUUGUUUUCGGUUAGAAGAGUGAUUUUCCCUCUGUGCAGUGCACCAGGACAAGGUGUCACAUGGGAGAGAGAGGUUAAUCCAACACAAUGGGUCCCAUUCGAAACAAGAUUAUCAGUUCUGAUUCAUCAAGCCUUUGAAAGAAAGCAGCUAGGAGUUCGUCUUGGAGAACCCUGCACUGGCUCCCAUAUUUGCUUCCAAACAAUGACACAGUUGGAAUUCCCAUCACAAAAGAGGGUAAGGGUUCGAGCCCGGACCCAUUCUCCAUAUCCUUUAUUGAAGAUAAAAUGUGGAAUAGAAAAAUCCCAUUUUAUAACUGGAUAUUCAAAUAGGAUCAGGAACUCCAAAAAAGAAACAUUAAUUUUGAACUUAAUGCAUGGAAAUCCCAGCAAUGGACCUAGUUUUGGACAUGAAAAACCCAGCUCAAGUGAGCCAUACAGGUCAAAUCAAAAAAGCGCAAUCUCAAGCCUUCAAAACACUAAUCAAGUUCUAGUGAAUGAAACAGGUGGGGUAAAUAACUUAAACACUUAUGAAUUCACAAACCGGGAAACUGAAGUAAUAAACCCUAGCUGUUUACCUUUUAACUUUAGUAAUGGACUGGUGAAUGUUUGUACCAGUUCAUUGCCUUGUAACAAUAAUCUGAUAAAUGGUAACCAUGUAUUUUUGAGUUCCAACAAUAACUAUAUGCAUUCUACAGCAAGACUUUUAAACUCAGAUGAUGAACAAUCUAAUUGUCAGUUUAGAGCAUUCAGUCCCAGAACCAUACUUCCUAACUUAAACCCGGCACUUAUAAAUUCGGAUGGAAAAAGCAAGAGUUCUAGUAGAGAAAUAGCCAGCAUUUCUGGCGGUGUGCCUAAUAAUCUUGCAAACUCAGUUUCUGAACCAUUUGUUUCUGACUCUAGAAAUGUUUUAAAGCCCAGAAUACUUAGGUCAGAUAUUAAAACUGCAGACUGUAGGGUAGAAAUAAUAAAUUCUGAAUCUAAGCUAACUAACAAUAAUCCUUUUUUGGUAAGAUCUAACACUGGAACUGGUUUAUGCCAGCCUGACUUUAGACCAGUUGAUUUCAAGCCUCAGUUUGUUAGGUUAAGUUCUAUACCUAAUGAUUCUUGUAUCAAACCAACUAGGCCUGACUCUGAAACUGAUGUUUCUAACCCAGCAUUGAAUAGGUCUAAUUAUAGACAUAGUGCCAAUCAACUUAUAUAUGGUAAAUCUGAUUCCAGAUAUGCUGAUGCUAACUACAUAUUGGAUACAUCAGAUGAUCCAAAACAUGUAGCAAAAAACAGCAAUGCAAUGCCAUUUGUUAUUCAAAGCCCACCUUGCCCUUGUCCUCAGUGCGUUCUGGUACAUAAUAUAAAAUCAUAUAGGUGGCCAACGCACCAAUUAAGCACAAAGACCAUAGGAAUCCAGAAGAGUAAUUCCCAACGUACAGAAGCAGCCAAAGGAAGAACAAGAAUCCUCCCAUUACCCCUUUGCAACAUAAAAGGUUCAGGAAUGAUUCAGCCUGCUCUUGCUGGUAUUAGCGGUCUUUUGAUGAGUUCAGCAGGACUUCCUGUUUGCCUCUCUAUUCCCAGUUCCCCUGUAUUUUACCCCCCAACUAUUCGAAAAAAAGACAUACAACCUGUACCAGGUGUAUUGGGGACCUGUCGGAAAGUAUGUAACAAGAAAGGCAAGAAACCAGAACAAGUAAUCAAGCAGUUCUUGCAGAGAGUGAAGAUUCCUUUAAUGGAGGAUUGUAUUUUGUGUCUAAAGCCUCUGGCAAAUGGGGAGGUGGGCAAGCUGUACCGCUGCUGUCAUAGCCAUCAUGUGCGUUGUCUGGCACAUUUGUACAAGGAUGGAAUCCUACGCUGUCCAUCUUGCCAAACUCUGUAUGGUUCAAAAAUUGGUUCACAGCCUCCUGGAAAAAUGUGUUACCAUCUGAUUCCUUACUCUCUUCCGGGUCAUGCAGACUGUCAAACCAUCCGCAUUAUUUACCACAUCUCUCCUGGCAUUCAGGGUCCAGGGCAACCAAAUCCUGGAACAAAGUUUACAGUUCCAGAUUUUCCUCUGCACUGCUACCUCCCCAACACUGAUAAAGGGAGAAAGGUCCUGCGUCUUCUGAUUCAAGCCUGGGAACGACGAAUCCUUUUCCCAGUCAUUCCAUCAAAAGUGCCUGGAAUACCAGAUUCUGUUUCCAUCUCUAGAUUUCCCCACAAGACAGAAUUUGGCUCAAAUUUGACAGGAAAGGGCUUUCCAGACUCUCAGUAUUUGGAUAGUGUUUUAAGACAGUUGCAAGAUUGGGGUGUGACAGGAGAUUGACCUGGGGCACUAGGUGUACCAGAAGCAUCAAAUUCAGUCACCAUGGUUACAUUAACCAACCCCCAAGCAAAAUGUUUUCUGCUUUAAUGCAGAAUAAAAUAAUUUGUAUGUAU